This is a messenger RNA of Leishmania mexicana MHOM/GT/2001/U1103, 1101 nucleotides long. RefSeq lists its product as hypothetical. Bases 1 to 1101 code for a protein of 366 amino acids. The transcript has a single exon. NCBI's taxonomy places the organism in Eukaryota, Euglenozoa, Kinetoplastea, Trypanosomatida, Trypanosomatidae. The record is from RefSeq and is a predicted model, not a curated record.
AUGCAGAGCACCUACCCAAAGCAGAACUGCGGGUGCGACUUCUGCCGCAGCCGCCGCUCCGUCAACGCGAAGAAGCUGGCGGCGAGCCAGGCAGCUUUUCAGCGAAGCGGCACGAUGCAGCGCAACGGCUGCAACUGCUGCUGCCACAGCAGUGGUCCGGGCGGUGUCUCGUCUUUUGACCCCGAAUACCCGGUGCCGGUCAACCAGACAGCCCUCAACGCUUCCCGCGGUCGCAACGGCGUGCCUGAAGGAAACCUGUACACGAUUCGGAACAACUCCACGCGUGCGGCGGGGCCUGGUGCCUCGCAGACGGCCGGCGGGAACGGCUUGAUGAAGGAGACGGCGGCGCAGCAACAGGCCCGCGAAGCAGCGGAGCUGGAUGCGCUGGAGCGCCUCCUCAUGCUGGAGUACAAGGCCCGGACGCAGGCGACGAUGGAGGCGGAGCGACUCAAGCGAAACGCCACGAGCGCAACUAUUCGUGGUCCGAAGCCUGUGCCGGAGGGCUACACGAGCGGCUCGAUAGCUGACAGGAUGGGGUACUCGGCCUCUGGUGCGGAAGGCCACGGCAGAACAGCUGUCGGCGAGGGCACCUUCGUUCCGGGUGCUUGUACGAUCCACGAGGCGUACGCGAUGGCGCACGAUUGCCCUGCAGAGCCGCCGGCGCAGUGCCAUGCUUCUCACCGCUUACAGGACACGCUGGAUGACGUGCGCAAGGUGACCGCAGACCCCGUCCACACCGGUAACCGCCGCGCACUGCAGCAGCUGCUUCAUCAGCAUGGUAUGGCUGAAGCGCCGAUGAGCGAGAACGGUGCUACCACCGGCAAGGCCGCCAGCAGGAUAGAGCCGAAUGCGUUCGGCUCGUCGCUGGCGCAGAUCCGCACGAGCUACGCGCACCCCCGCGGCGCCGGCCUUGUGUGGGUGCCAACGGCGUCGAUGGCGGCCGCGUCUCAGUCUUCCAUGAAGGACUCGGAUGCUUUGGUGGUGGAGCGCAGCGCUGCUGCCGGUGCUGACAGCUCGAAGCGUCCUUCAGGGCUAUCGCCUGGCGCCGCAGCUGCUUUGGCCGCCGAUGAGAAGAAAGCGAAUUACGCCGCGUGCCACUGA